AUGCAUUUGCUCGUGUUUUUACGGCAUCGUCUUGGUUGCUACUCAUUUUAUUUUGUAUUUAUUAAUACAGCUGUCGAACUUAUGCAAGAAAUAUCGGACUUUGCAACUUUUGAGAUAGCGAUCUCACGUUGCAUGCAAGUUUUUGAAGCGGGCGGCCUAGUCGUUGUGCCAACGGACACCUUAUAUGGUGUGGUCACAACGAUUGCGAAUUCCGAUAAGUUGUACAAGUUGAAACGCCGCAGCCGCUUGAAACCACUCGGUCUUUUUGUUAGCAACAUGCGCGAAAUUCAAAGAUGGUGCCAUCAAACAGUUGAAAAUAGUCAUUUGCGUAAGUUGUUGCCCGGGCCAGUAACGCUAGUAUUUGAACGUUCUUCACAGCUUCCGAAAGUGUUCAAUCCGGAUUAUACGACAGUUGGUGUGCGGAUUCCCGAUCACGAUUUUGUUCGUUCACUUAUGACUCGGUUGGAUGAUGUCCCGCUUGCACAGACCAGUGCUAACAUAUCUAGCGUCCCGAAAAGCCCACUCUCCAUUGAGGAUUUUAAAGAUUUAUGGCCAGAAUUGGAUUUGAUCAUCGAUGAUGGCUUUAUAACGCAUUCAGAUGGAAGUGUAUACCACGAAGGUAGCACGAUAAAGCACGUAGAUAUUCUGCUGGUGUUUUUGGUUCAUUACUGA
Molecule: messenger RNA, 672 nt
Organism: Gongylonema pulchrum
Lineage: Eukaryota; Metazoa; Nematoda; Chromadorea; Rhabditida; Gongylonematidae
Source: the annotation of a GenBank genome assembly